Ectocarpus sp. CCAP 1310/34 is the source of this 1734-nucleotide messenger RNA. The record is from the annotation of a GenBank genome assembly. NCBI's taxonomy places the organism in Eukaryota, Phaeophyceae, Ectocarpales, Ectocarpaceae.
AUGCUCCACCGGCAAAAGGGGCACGCUAGGGGCGUCCCCCGAUUGUUUGAACGAGCCGGUGCCCUUGGAGUCCAGAAAACUGUGGUAGUGGCGCAUGUAUGCCGCGCCCAGGAUCAGUCCGAAGGGAAGGUCGGCGACGACCCGUACACGGGCACGGAAGACACGGUCCACAGGAGGAAAAUCAGCGGCAAGAUAGCCGUCCCGACGAUCGACAUCGGUGGCACUGCGUCCUUGGCGGGGUUGGCUGCGUGUAGGAACCCUCGCCCCGUCUUGGAGAUGGUGCGUUUGCCGCCGAACACGUGGCGUUGCACGGCGUUGAUGAGCUUGACCNAACAGCAGGUUGGCCGUUCCAAGUUUCGUGCGCGAGUGAUGAAAUGAUGUUGCUUGCGUUGACGCUGGAUGAGAUGGCAUGCGGUAUAGGCGUGUCAUUUGUCGCAGAUUGGGCAGACGCGUCCGUUUGCGUGGCGGUAACGCCGGGUAGGCGUUUCCACGUCUUGAGUAAACAGAGGGAACAUCGCCAGGCGUGUCAAUGUCUUGUGUAGACAGAAACGGGGCAACGCCAGGUAGGCGUCUCCAUGUCUCGUGUAGACAGAAAAGGGACAUAAACGCGUUUUGGGCGUCGGUAUAGAUACGCAGAUCCAGACGGUAUAGGCGUUCCAAGUCAUGUCUGAGAUGUCGGGCGUACUGUUUGGGACGCCAGAUUGGGACAUUUAGUUGUUCGGGCGUCGGUUUUGAGGCGUCAGAUCGGACAUUUUUUGUUCGGGCACACGUUGGGGUGCCGGGCACACAGUUGGGGUGCGAUUUCAAGUGAAUUAUCUUGGAAAAAAAACCGCAGAGCCACUCGAGUGGGGGAGGGUAUGCGGUUCUUGGUAUGAGUCCUGAUUUCGUCACCACGUCAGGAUGUUGUUUCAUACUGUUGUCUGGAGAAAGCUGCAGGAUUGUGUGAUGGCGUCCUGGUCAUUCACAUCUUGUUUUGUUGUUGUUUGCAUGGUUUGUUGCUUAAAAGCGGAAAUAAGGAAUGUGGAUGUAGCUCGCACGUCAGUUAUAUCCCGGAAGGCAUUCAGUACAGAGUAAUGAGGUGGGACUCGUGGGUGUUGUUGGACUCUUCUUGUCGAAGAAAAUUUGGUCGUUAUUCUACGUUCGGAGGCAAGCGGGUCCUGUGUGUUGUUGUGCAAGAGAGGGCAUAGAGCAUGGAUGCUCGGCGUUUGUUCCAAGUGCAGACAGCAGUGGACACAGGUGCUUGUUUGUGGCUGGUUUGACCAGGUUUAUUUGCUGUACGACGUCACCAGGAAGAGGUGGGGACGUGGUCGAUUUGUUUUGUGCUGUGAGGGACGGACCUUGUCAAGUCAGCCGCGCGUGGAGCAUAGAGCGAGUCUGGGGUCGGUGGUAUGAUAUUGUCUUGUCUUGACCGUGCAGUACAGCCGUUGGAACCGUUCGUGACAUGAACGGCGUGCCGUUGGAAUCUUCCGUGAUAUGAACGGCGUGAGGGCGUUGAGAUCCGAGGGGUUUUGAUCCGAUGGCGGGUUUCCCCUUGUUUUUGGUUUGCGUUGUUUUAGGUGUCAUUCUGGAUGAAUGUUUGACGCACGAGGUGGUUCUUCACUGGCAUAAGGAACCGGGGAGGGUGUUCGUGCGUGGAAGUAGAUUGGCCGGAUUGCACCGAUGCUGGCGGUUUCGUAUACCGCAGAUGGGAAUUGUCUUGAGGGGCGGCUAUGAGAGACCUUGAGAUACGAGUUG